CUCCCAUCAUCAAUGUGCAGCUACAACACCAAGUCUAUUAGUGCUAAUUCAGUAGAAGGAAGUCAGCCGUGCCUACCUUCAUCGCCCUGUCCGUGAUGCAUUCAUUGAUGGAUGGCACAUGAUACAGUGAGAUAUCACCAAGAGGUCAACACGCUCCACUCUCAGGGAGGAUGAAUUCUAUUAUAACUAACAUACACAAAACUCCAGGAAGAUGCCCACACCUUCGCCCACCUGCUAGGCUGUAGACAGCUUCAGUCAUUAUUUUCGCCAUGGUUUCAACAGGGAUGCCGUUGGACGCCGCUUGUUUACUUGCAAUGGCGUUGGAAGGCAUUGUAUACGGCUUCUCAAUCCUCAUGUUCGUGGGUACCAUCUGGUCUUUGACCUACAAGCAGCGCACGCAGGACAUCGAUCGCCCAAUGCUCGCGGUGGCCAUCCUGCUGUUGAUACUGAGUACCGGGCACAUGGUCGCGAACAUCAUUCGUAUGGAAGAUGGGCUAGUGAAGUAUCGCGACACAUACCCAGGCGGGCCAGUGGCAUACUUCGCAGACCCUGCCCAGAAAAUGCUUGCGAUCAUGCAUGUGUUUUACGUCUUACAAACUCUACUGGCCGAUGGGGUAGUGAUCUAUCGCUGUUAUGUUGUGUGGCGAUCAGUCUGGAUCAUUAUCCUACCAAGCAUGCUGUGGUGCAGCGUCGCAGUGACUGGUGCUGGUGUGAUUUACAGCUAUUUGCAAGCCACAGGUAACUCCAUGGACUUCUACGCCAACUUGCUUGGCGGACCUACACAAUGGGUUACGGCAUACUUCGCCUCGACUAUGGCAACGAAUGGAUUGAGUUCAGGAUUACUCGCAUAUCGCAUCUGGAUGAUUGAAAGGAAUGUCUCUGGAGCUCGGGCUACGAAGGGCACUUUGAUGCCAAUAGUGCGCGUGCUCGUAGAUGCCGCUGUUUUGUACACUGUAAUUCUCGUCAUCUCACUAAUAUGUUUCCUGCUCUCGAACAAUGGAAUGGCAUCCGCAGUGGACAUGAUCACGUCGAUUAUAUCGAUUGCCUUCUACAUGGGAGGGGUGCAGGGUGAUAUAGGUCGGUCUAUUAGUAGAAGUCACGAUAUCACCAAGAGAUUCAUCAACACACACCAUAUCAGCCUGAGUGAUGAUGGAUUCUAUAUAACGACGUACACAAAACUUCAGGAAGACUCGGAUGCCCACGCCUUCGCACAUCUGCUAGGCUUUAGACAGCUUAAGUCAUUAUUUUCGCCAUGGGUUCAGUAG
Suillus clintonianus is the source of this 1265-nucleotide messenger RNA. RefSeq lists its product as uncharacterized. NCBI's taxonomy places the organism in Eukaryota, Fungi, Basidiomycota, Agaricomycetes, Boletales, Suillaceae. The record is from RefSeq and is a predicted model, not a curated record. The transcript is spliced from 10 exons. The coding region runs from base 270 to 1265 and encodes 331 amino acids.